Messenger RNA from Neltuma alba, 860 nucleotides. RefSeq names its product TMV resistance protein N-like. NCBI's taxonomy places the organism in Eukaryota, Viridiplantae, Streptophyta, Magnoliopsida, Fabales, Fabaceae. The record is from RefSeq and is a predicted model, not a curated record. The coding region runs from base 1 to 804 and encodes 267 amino acids. The transcript has 3 exons. Gene Ontology annotation, biological process: signal transduction; defense response.
AUGCUCAAAAAAGCUUUGUUGAUCCUAUUGGGAGUAUCAAUUUCCAAAGCUAUUAGAUUCAUCUCUCAUUUGUGUAAUGGUAACCAACCUGUUGCUGUUGAUGAUAGUUCUGAAGAUGAUGUAAUUUUAACUCAAACGGUUUCCCCUCCUGGUAACAAAUAUGAUGUGUUGCUUAGCUUUAGAGGAGAAGACACUCGCCACACUUUUGCAAGUUAUCUUUACAAAGGACUUCGAAACGCAAGCAUUCACACUUUUAUGGAUCACGAACUCUGCAAAGGAGAAUCGAUCUCACCAGUUCUUCUAAGAACAAUAGAGGAAUCAGAAAUAUCUGUGAUUAUCUUCUCUGAGGAUUAUACUUCUUCAACUUGGUCUUUGGACGAGCUUGUUCACAUAUUAGAAUGCAUGCAUAAAUUUGGAAGGGUUGUGAUACCUAUUUUCUAUAACGUAGAUCCUUCAAACAUAUGCAAACAAAAUGGGAAUUUUGGAAAAGGAUUUGAUGUAUUGAAGCAAAGAUUUAAAGAUGACCAUGAAAAAUUGCAAAGGUGGAGAAAUGCUUUAAUCCAAUCUACAAGUCUCUCUGGAUGGGAUUCCAAUGUUAUCAGACCUAAAUUCAAACUUGUUGAAGAGAUUGUCAAGGACAUUUUGAGCAAGUUGAACUAUGAGUCAUCCUCUCAUCUUGAAGGACUUGUUGGCAUUGCUCGUCAUAUUGAAAACAUUGAAAAGCUUCAAAUUGAGGCUCGCAUUGUGGGAAUAUGGGGUAUGGGUGGUACUGGUAAGACCACACUUGCUAAAGCUAUAUUUUAAGAGUUGAAAGCUCAAUUUGACACUUUCUCCUUUAUGGAAAAUGUUAAAGAGUAAUU